AUGACCCUUUGGAAGUCACCACAUCCAGACUUGGAGAUUCCAUCACAACUCACAACUUGGGAAUGGGCAUUCGAGUCCAAAAGAUUUUCACCAAUAACUGGUCCUCCAUCAACGUUAGGAGGCUACAGCGAUACUGCCACUCUGGAGAGAAUUGAUUUCGCUGCAGUAAAAGAUAUAGCCACCAAGUUGAGCACAGUGCUUGUCCGCAAAUAUGGCCUCGAACCACAACAGACAGUUUCGUUGUUCAGCACGAAUACCAUAUGGUAUCCUGUCGCCAUGUGGGCGACGGUUAGAGUGGGAGGCCGGGUCAACGGUGCAUCACCGUCAUACACCGUCGAAGAAAUGGCUUAUGCGCUGAAGACAGCCGAGGCGAGGUUCUUAAUGACCUUGCCAGACUCGGUGGACGUUGCAGUCAGCGCGGCAGCUCAAGCGGGCCUGUCGAAAGACCAUAUCUUUCUCCUAGAGGGCUCUACUCCGGGGUUCCUCAAUGUUAAAGAUCUCGUAGCGCAGUAUGAUGUGGAAAGAUAUUCGCCAGUUCCUUGCUACAAGAUUCAGUCGGGGCAAACGAACAUGGACGUCUGUGGGUACCUCAAUUUCAGCUCUGGCACGACUGGCCUGCCCAAGGCGGUCAUGCUGUCGCACCACAAUGUCAUAGCACAGUGCCAUCAACUCCGGCAGCUCCAGCUCUUCCCGGAAGACGGUCGCUAUCAAAUUCUGGCUGUGAUGCCGUUAUUUCAUAUCACAGGGUUGGUACGCUUCUGCCACUAUCCAGUAUUCAUGAACGGGGAGUCAUAUAUGCUCCCCAAAUUCACGAUGGACUCAAUGCUGAAGGCGGUGAUCAAGUAUCGCAUUGAAGAACUAAUCCUCGUCCCACCCAUUAUUGUGCGGGUUGUCCGAGAUCCGGUCGUUGAUAAGUAUCUGUUAGACCUGAGGCGAGUUGUGAAGCGCUGGUCUUCAGGGUCAGCUCCGUGCUCGCCUGAGAUCACCGACCAGCUACAUGCCAAGUUUCCUGACACUGGCUUCCGACAGGGUUACGGCGCGACUGAGUCUACGGCAUGCAUCUCAUCCCAUCCACCAUCGCACUUUGACUUUAAGUACGCUCGGAGUGGCGGCUUACUGGUUGCCAAUACAGUCGCAAAAGUAAUAUCGCUGGAGGAUCCUGGUAGAUUACUCGGAGCCGGUGAGACUGGCGAGAUUUGUGCAAAAGGCCCACAGAUUGCCAUGGGCUAUUUGGGAAACGACGCUGCAACGAAAGAGUCAUUUGAUGAUGAGCACUAUCUCCACACUGGCGAUGUGGGGCACAUCACAAAAGAUGGUCUUAUAUAUAUAGAAGAUAGAAUCAAGGAGAUGAUCAAGGUCAAGGGUUUGCAAGUGCCACCAGCUGAACUGGAAGAUGUUCUACUGGGUCACCCGCAUGUAGAAGAGUGUGCAGUCCUAGGUAUUCCGGACACCUAUUCUGGUGAAAGGCCGAAGGCCUAUGUUGUCCUCAAGAAGAGCUUGGAACCUAGUGAAGCGCUAGGAAUGCUGUUGAUUGAUCUGGUCAAGCAGAAGAAAGUCAGGUACAAGUGGCUGGUCGAGCUUGAGUUUACAGACGCCUUGCCUAGGAAUGGCACAGGAAAGCUGCUGCGACGAGUUCUAAAGGCGAAUGAAGAGAGACAAAAGUCAUCGCGGGGUAUAUGUGUGCGUGAUGUUGAAAGGACUAGAGCAAGAUUAUGA
Molecule: messenger RNA, 1716 nt
Organism: Truncatella angustata
Lineage: Eukaryota; Fungi; Ascomycota; Sordariomycetes; Amphisphaeriales; Sporocadaceae
Exons: 3
Coding region: 1-1716 (571 amino acids)
Biological process (GO): secondary metabolic process
Molecular function (GO): CoA-ligase activity
Source: RefSeq, a predicted model, not a curated record